UCCACCUGCAAUCUACAGAGGAGUCUCGAAUCUACGGAGGAGCCUUCCAAUAUUUGGAUGUAUGUGCUCUGGAAUAUGAAGUGGUUUAUUUUCAGAAGGCAGGAAAAAUAAACGUUUUUCCCCCUUGUUUGGUAUUUCAGCCUCGCAUCAAUUCUUACACGGGCAGUUGAGCGAAUUUAUUUCAUAUUUUGACCACACGGAAAAUGAAAAUAUCUUUUAUCAGGGCUCGUGCAACCUCGAGAUCUCUUUGAUACAUUAAAAAUAAACGUAAUUGGUCUCCACACUUUCAGAAAUCAGGACACGGGCAAAGUCCGGAGAGGAUGAGGAGUCGCUGGGUGAAGCAUGAGCUGCCAGGGUAUCGGUCUUAGACAGGUGCCUGUGCUGCUCUUAUGGGAGGGGGUCGCUCUGGGCCUGUUCUGCUGCUGGACUUGGGCUGGGGUUGCUGCCGCCGCGGCCGGACCCAGUGAUGGCGGUGGUGCUGGGCCCAUGGGCUGGCUGCUGUCGGACAAAGGGCCCUUCCACAAUGCCCUGGAGUUCACGGAGUCUGUGGAGAGACACCAGCAAGGCUACACCACCAGAUACAAGAUCUACAGGGAGUUUGGCAGAUGGAAGGUCAACAGCCUGGCGGUGGAGUGGCAUGACAACAGUGGCGGCCUGGCUCCGCCCCUCGACCCUGACUUCAUGCACACGGUCAGGCAGCUUGGGAGGCGGCCCACACUCCACAGGAUCACUGAGAAAAUCAUCAAGAAGUACGGGACUCACCUCCUACUGUCCGCCACGCUGGGAGGGGAGGAGUCCUUGACGAUAUUUGUGGAUAAGAGGAAGCUAAGCCGCGACCCGGAACCAUGGGCUGGAGCUGAGGGCAGCAGACACAACGGUACAGGGGCCAUGGCAGGGGCGGUGAACCUGGAGGCCCUUCACCAGCUGGCUGCCUCCUACUUCACCGACAGGGAGAGCACUCUGCGUCGGCUCCACCACCUCCAGAUUGCCUCCACUGCCAUCAGGGUGACUGAAACCAGGACGGGCCCGCUUGGAUGCAGUAACUAUGACAACCUUGACUCUAUCAGCUCAGUACUGGUCCACAGUCCAGAAAACAAGAUCCAGUUACAAGGACUCCAGGUAAUUCUACCAGCCUACCUGCGGAGUCGCUUCGUCCAGGCAGCCCUCAGCUACAUUGGCUGUAACUCGGAGGGCCAGUUUGUUUGCAGGGCCAGUGACUGCUGGUGCCAGUGCGGCCCGGACUUCCCACAGUGCAACUGUCCACAGACGGACCUCGAUGCCCUGGAGAACAACCUAUUGCGCCUCCGGGAGGCUUGGACACUGGCCAACCAGGAGUUUGUGGAAUCAGAGGAGUUCCAAAGUUUUGCUGGAAGGUUGCCAACCCAUUACGCCGUGAACACAUCUGUCGUGGAGCACUUGUGGAGGAUGGAUGGGGGUCUGCUCCAACGCUAUAGGCAGCUGGAGACCACGAGUGGCCUGCUCCUUGACAAAGCACGUCGCGCCGCUAACAAGCUCUUCAGUCUUAGCAAGAGAUGCCGCCAUCGGCCCAGGAUAGUGCUGCAGAGGGAGAGACCCCUUCGUUACUGGCUGAGCUACAUCCUGUCCCUUCUGUACUGCAGUGAGAAUGACCACAUCGGCCUGUACUCUGUGGAGACCCGCAGCUGCUCCUGCCCCUACCUCCACCCCCCCUGCCAGGGCCCCAUCCCCUGCUCAGUAGGAGAGGGCCCCCACUGCACCUCCUGUUCCACUGAGAACCGCACCCGCUGCUCCAGCUGCAACCCGGGCUUUACCCUGGGCCAGGGGCUGUGCCGACCCGCCGUGCCUGACCCCACGGACCCCUACCUGGGCUUGGAGAGCGACCGCGACCUCCAGGACCUGGAGCUGUGCUACCUGCUCCAGCACCGCGACCCACGCAUCACCUUGCAUGGCGUCUUCGUCAGCAACGACGUUCGCCUCAACGCCUGGUUUGACCCGUCGUGGCGGAAGAGGAUGCUGCUGACCUUGAAGAGCAACCGCUACAAGUCCAACCGUGUGCACAUGCUCCUGGGGGUGGCGCUCCAGGUGUGCCUGACCAAGAACAGCACGCUGGAGCCUGCGCUGUCCGUGUUCGUCAACCCGUUCGGGGGCAGCCACUCGGAGAGCUGGACCAUGCCCAUCGGCCAGCAUGGCUACCCCGACUGGGAGCGGACCAAGCUGGAUAUCCCCCUGGACUGCUACAACUGGACCUUGACACUGGGCAACCGGUGGAAGAGCUUUUUCGAGACAGUGCAUUUCUACCUGAGGAGCCGCAUUAGGGAUUCGGUGCCAGGAUUGGCUCCAGGGCCAGAGGUUAGGGGACACAGGAACGCUAGUACAGUGAACCUGGAAUCACCAGAGGGCACCGUGGAACCAGUGGUAGCAUCUUCAUCCCAGAACACAGGCUACAUGAAGAUCAACAGCAUGCAGCUGUUUGGAUACAGCAUGCACUUUGACCCGGACACCAUCCAGGACCUGAUCUUGCAGCUGGACUACCCGUACACUCAGGGAUCCCAGGACUCGGCCCUGCUGCAGCUGGUGGAGAUCCGCUACAGGGUCAACCGACUCUCUCCUCCAGGGGCUCAACCGAUGGACCUGUUCUCAUGUCUGCUCCGUCACAGACUGAAACUGUCCAGCUCUGAAGUGACCAGAAUACUGGCUUCCUUACAGGCUUUCAGUGCCAGACAACCAAACUCUGUGGAGUACGAAGCAACCAAACUAUGUAGUUAAUCAUGAGCGGUGGGCAGGACCAAUGUGAUGUUUUUUCUAUUAACCCAAUCAGAGACAAUGUCUGCCACAUAAGCUUAUAGACUUUGUCCAAUGAGUCCAUUUGUGUCGGUGUACACUGUUCAUGGCUUUAGUUGUAUGUAAGUGUCAUUGAAUUUGAUGUUUUUAAUCACUCAAAUCAAUCCAAUUGCUUUCCUUUGUGUACUUUUAUGAAUUUUAGGAAACAAACCAUCAAUUGGUUAUUACAUUGAUACUAACAUGCACCCGACUGGAGCAUAUGUAUCAAUCCAAUUCAUCUGCUGAGGGAAGGGGAGUGAGACGCUGCAUGUGUUUGUACUGACCAUCUGAAGCUGCAGAAUACAUUGUCUCACAGUUUCUCUAUUCUCCAAUGGGGAGAGAAGGCAUCCUUGGCACAGAUUACCAAGCAUAUAGUGGGGAGAUUGAGAGUAGUAGCCUCCUACUCUGUACCUGGCCGACAUUCACAUUUACUGUGAGGGAUGAGGGAGGGAAGCAGAGAGACAUGCAAAGCAUCAAACACGGGCUAGGUAUCAAUGGCCAUGAUCAGAGAUACAGUUGAAGUCUGAGGUUUACAUACACCUUAGCCAAAUACAUUUAAACUCAGUUUUUCACAAUUCCUGACAUUUAAUCCUAGUAUAA
Molecule: messenger RNA, 3399 nt
Organism: Oncorhynchus gorbuscha (pink salmon)
Lineage: Eukaryota; Metazoa; Chordata; Actinopteri; Salmoniformes; Salmonidae
Product: BMP/retinoic acid-inducible neural-specific protein 3-like
Exons: 8
Coding region: 343-2745 (800 amino acids)
Biological process (GO): negative regulation of mitotic cell cycle; positive regulation of neuron differentiation
Source: RefSeq, a predicted model, not a curated record